AACAUGACGGACGCAGAGCAAACGUUACGUGUUUUUUUGGACAAAAUUUUGGACGAAAAAAAUUACAAGCCGCGUGAAAUAAAAAUUAAAGCAAUACCGACUGACGGAGGCAAUUAUACAUCAGUGCUGUUCAUUGUUAACGUCUCAUCUCCAAAUCGAGAUGAGCUAAAACUCUUCGCGAAAGUUGGGUGUGUGGGAGAAAACUUGAGACUGCAAAUGAAUGCGGAUUGGCUUUAUGGAAACGAGAGAUUUGUUUACACAAAACUGGUUAAAAUAUAUAAAGACUUAGAAGAUGAAUUGAACAUACCCAAUGAAUACAAAUAUUUGUUUCCAAAAUUUUACGGCUGCAAAGAAGAUAGAGGUAAAGAAACAGUCGUGCUUGAGAAUUUGACUGAGAGUGGUUAUAAGACUUUUGACAGAUUUAAAUCCAUGGACUGGGAACACGCUAGCGCAGGUGUCGAAAAUUUAGCUAAGCUCCAUGCUCUAUCAUUCGCUUUCGCGAAAUAUCAUCCCGAGGAAUUUAAUGAGCUCACAUUAGAUUUGAAAUUUAAGAUUACUUUUGACGAAACGCAACAUAAUGAUUUUGCCAAAGAGAUGUGGGAGAAGAUGAUCAAUGCUUCUUUACAAAUUUUAAAAGAAGAUCAAAGGGAAGCAGUCGGGCGCGUAUUGUAUGAGAAUCAGAGCAAUUUUACCAAAUAUAACAAUCCAAUUGGUAAUCCUGUUAUUGUGCACGGAGAUUAUAGAAUGAGUAACCUUUUAUUCCGGAAACAGGACGAUACACUUCAAGCGAUUACCGUUGAUUACCAAACCGUCUACGCGGGGACUCCGGUUUGUGACCUAAUUUAUUUCAUCGCAUUGGGGUCUGAUGAAGAGUUCAGAAAGCAGUACUAUGAUAAAUUACUGGACCACUAUUAUACAAAGUUAGAAGAAGCGUUGAAGAGGUUUUCCGUGGAUCCACUAGAGGCUUAUCCAAAGACGAAAUUUAACAGCGAUCUGAAGGAGAUGCUGCCAUAUGCUGUGCUGUUGGGCGUGACGGUUCUCCCCGUGGUAACAGUCGAUGCCGCAUCUGCGCCUAAAGUUGAUGGCGACGCUGACGGCAGCAGUUUCAUCAUGGCACCCAAUGAACAAUACGCUGAGCGGUUCCGUGGACUUAUUAAUGACUUAUGCAAAUGGGGCGUUAUUUAACGAUAGCAUUUAAUAUAAGUUCAUAGUUAUUCAAGUGUUGUUAGUUAAUAAUCGGUAUAAGAUAUGUUAAUUAUAGGGUCGGAUUAAUCACGUCGGGGCCCCUAGGCAUUGUAGGUCUCGAUGCCCCAUUAACCUUUUCCAAAAAUAUUUUUUUAUCUGCCUAAAGUCUUUUAGCCGAUGCAGAGCCCCUAGGCAGUUGGCAACACUGCCCAAUGGAUAAUUCGGUCCUGAUUUUAUAAAUUAUAAUAGGUCUCAUAAGCUGGACUUCGCUUUAAAAUAAAGUGCCUGGUGCGGGUACGAAAUACUUGCAAAUGUAUUAAUUAUAAGUAUUUGUUAUAUACAUUUGUAUUAUAUUUUAUAUUCAUAAGUAAAAUCGAUUUCUAUAUGCCGCUAUCACUAUAGAUUCAUCAUAUAUUCUACCGCCAAGCAGCAAUAAAGUUGUAUUGUUGUGUUCCGAUUUGAAGGGUGAGUGAGAGUAGUUAUACGCACAAGGGAGAUAACAUUGGUUACGUAAGAAAUUAUUAAAAUCUCUAUAUAUAUAUAGACUAUGGGCAGUGGUGAACAUUUGCACCUCUGCCUACUUUUGCCAAAAAAAAAGACAAAUACAUUCAAAGUAUUGUAACUUGGUUUUGUGUUUUUAAAUACGCGAACUUUGAACUUGUUCUAGUAUUUCAUUUUACAAAUACAAAUAAUACAUAAUUUCUAUUUAACACGUAUAUCAUGUGUAAUUUAAUCACAAAGGCAGCCAUUGUAAUAUAGUUACCUAUAUAUUCAGUUAUUAUAGAUAUAUCUUUUUAUGUAACAAAUGUUUUUGUAGAUAUUUUUACUAAAAUUUUGUUUGUGUUUUUUGAUUUUUUUUUUACUUGUUUAAAUGUGCAGACUUAUUUAAUCAUUACUGUUUGGAAUACCUCUUUUGACAUUAAUAAAGUUUUAUUUUUCUUA
Messenger RNA from Vanessa atalanta (red admiral), 2127 nucleotides. RefSeq lists its product as uncharacterized. Bases 4 to 1185 code for a protein of 393 amino acids. The transcript is spliced from 3 exons. Lineage: Eukaryota; Metazoa; Arthropoda; Insecta; Lepidoptera; Nymphalidae. The record is from RefSeq and is a predicted model, not a curated record.